GUCAUUAUUGUCAACGUGGUUGAAUCAAAUUGAAUGUACACAUUUUUAUUUGUUUCUUUUUAUUUAGUGAGAAGAACAAUUAAAAUAGACUAAUUAAUUGCCUUAAAGUGUAGUGAUCGAUUCGAUAAUUCGUGCGUACAAUUCAGUAGCUGUCAUGUUUGAGUUUAAUCAGGUAAAUUGAUCGUUCGGAGUAAAUUCAGCAUUUGUCUCGUGGAUUCUAACCUAUUUUUUUUUCUGUCACUCCAGUUUAAAUUUGAAAAUAUAGGGUAUGCUACGAAACUAUAUAAAAAUUUUAAUAAAUGUUUCUAUCACUUUUUUAACAAAAUAUCUAAAAUUCAUAACUUUAAGUUACUGGUUAUUUUAUGGCGGAACUAUGACAGGCUCAAUGAAGAGAAAACUGCGUUUAGAAAAUAAAAAGAGAAAAAUGGCUGCUUUAAUGGAUAUAGUUAAAUUAAACGAAUUCGAUAGAGUACAGAAAAACAAACAUGACAAAAUAGAUAAUACUGUUAUUAUGAAUCCUAUGAAAGAACCCGUUCCUAAGAAGUUGAAAACAGAAAACCACGAACUCUACAUUACUUGCAGGAACGAGAACAAUUUGAAGCAAGAACCACUCCCGCCGCCUCUGAUUGGCGAACUGGGCCCCUCCGGCAAGCCCAGGCUGGACGGUGACGAAUUCAAAGAGCUGAAGAAGAUGCUGAGAGAAAAGACCCAGAAGCACCGGAACGCGCCGCAGCUUCGGCUGAGGGAAUUGGGCGCGAACGCCAGCUUAAAUAUCGACAUUAACGAUCGAAUACCCCUGUUCUUAUCGGACCUCCAACACCUCCUCAUGUACUCCCAAAUCGGAGUACACGCGCCCUACUCGCCAGCCAGAUGGUGCGCCUUGGACAAAUACAACAGGCUGAUCAACACGAAUCUGAUCAUCGUCGAGAACGUGUCCCUCUACCACUUCACCGCCCACGAGAGCAUGUUCCCCUUCCUCAGCUCCUACUUCGAGCACAAAGUGGAAAUGAUCACUCCCAGCUCCUACAACAGCGACAUCAUCAAAGACCUCUCCAUGGUGCCCCUCACCGGCACGCAAAUGAAGAAGUUCCAGAACAAUUUCGGCACGUUGGAGAAGGCCGUGCUGAACAGCAGCGAAGUGUUCGACACCGUCAGGAAUUUCUUUCCCAUCGAAGAGUCCGAGGUGCCGGAAACGGCGCCGAUCGGUAGGAAUUUACCGGUCAGCGACCGGUUCUCGAGGACCGAACUGUUGCUGUCCGGCUGGCAGAUGGUCGAGGAGAACUUCCCGUUGCCCAUAAAGGGUUUGAUGGAGAGAAAAUACUUGGGGUACGUGUUGACUAAAGAUAAAUACAAGCACGUCACGCCGUCCAGUCCGAUGUAUGCUUUAGAUUGCGAAAUGUGCAGGACGUCUACAGGUGAUUUGGAAUUGACCAGGAUAUCGUGCGUGAACGAGAAACUGGAAGUGUUCUACGACACGCUGGUGAAGCCCGACAACGAAAUCAUCGAUUACCUGACCAAAUGGUCGGGUAUCAACAAGAAAAUGAUGCAGAACGUCUCGAAGAAACUGAAAGACGUGCAAAACGACCUCCGGAAACUGUUUCCGGAAGACGUCAUCUUGGUCGGGCAGUCUCUAUCCAACGAUUUGCACGCGCUCAAAAUGAUGCAUCCCUAUAUUAUCGAUACAAGUGUAAUAUACAAUAUAACUGGAGACAGAGCCAGGAAAUCGAAAUUGCAAACGUUGGCGCGGGAAUUUUUGAAGGAGAAAAUCCAGAUCAGCCAUCACGGGCAUUGCUCGAGCGAGGACAGUCUGGCCUGCAUGAAAUUGGUUCAGCUUAGAUUAAGGAAGCACCUCUAUUACGGGGACGCCGUAAUGGGGGGCGUCAAGAACGACUUGAGGACAUACCCCGAAAUGGGUACUUCGCAAUUCGCCACUAGUAUGUUAAGGCAAUGCGUUAAGAUGGAUAAGAAAGCGAACGUAACAGGUGUCGAUGAAACGAGCUUGAAGUACAAAUUUUACGUGGAUAAAGGCGACGAUAAGGACAUGGCGAGCAUAAAUUGUUGUUCGAAGAAAUCGAACAAAGAGGCGAUUCGAGCUUACUGUGAUUCGUUGAAGAAUUAUUCGUUGAACAUCGCGCAUUUGCGGGUGGCCGAUAAUCAGUUAGAUUGUUCUAAUUGUAAGAUAUUUAAGAAUUUAGAUAAAUGGAUUAGGGAGAUAUACGAGCACAGUACAAGUCCGAGUUUGCUGAUGGUGUUGUUCGGUGGACAAAAACAGGCCAACGGGGUGUGUUUCUUACAAGUGAAAAAGGAUUUAUUGUGAACAUAAACAUAUGUAUAAAUGUAUUGUUAAUUUCAAUUUAUAAACUUUUUAUAUGUUCCAGUCGGGUUUGUUAAUUUUGUCAUCUAUUCUGUUAAAAUAAACCUUUUACAUUUACCUACGUUUCGCCUUAUUUAUGUAGCUUAUUAUUAAGUAAAAAAGAGUACACUAGGUGACCUACAAUUUCAGUGCUUCUUGUAAUUUUUUUCUGGCUAAUGCCACUCGAUCCUCUUGUCUCUUGAUGUCGUCUUCUGAAAUAUUAACAGCAUGUACCAGCGGUUGUUUUGGAUCCAAAAAUACCCCAGGAUUUUUUUCUAGAAGAGAUUUUGUACUCGUUUGGCCCGUAACGGGUUGAGAGGAAACAUGCAAUGCAGUCGCAACACUUUGUAUAAUUGUAUCUUCAGU
Phyllotreta striolata is the source of this 2719-nucleotide messenger RNA. Lineage: Eukaryota; Metazoa; Arthropoda; Insecta; Coleoptera; Chrysomelidae. The record is from the annotation of a GenBank genome assembly.